AUGCAAAUUUGUGGCCUAGGCUGCAUAAUCAGGAAUGCUAAGGGCCACUGGAUUGUGGGCUAUAACAAGUCUGCACAUGCAAACGGUUGUCUACAAGCUGAGAUCAAAGCCCUACUAGAAGGACUAAAAACAGCCCUUGAUUGGGGGUUGUUUCCACUACAAAUUAAAACAGAUUCCAUGGAGGUAAUCCUGUCAAUCCAACAAGGUAAUAAUCUGUAUGCUAACACUAUCAAUAAAUGCAGGUUGUUAAUGCACCAACAGAAGCAGGUCAUCCUCCAGCACGAGUUCCGGCAAGGGAAUAAGAUAGCUCACCAGCUGGCACAGAUGGGAAUUGCUAAUGCCAGGAAGAAAAAGAGAAUUUUUGUUGAUCCUCCAGCAGAUGUUAAAAUCCUGGUAGAACAUGUGUGCUAG
Molecule: messenger RNA, 411 nt
Organism: Nicotiana attenuata
Lineage: Eukaryota; Viridiplantae; Streptophyta; Magnoliopsida; Solanales; Solanaceae
Exons: 1
Coding region: 1-411 (136 amino acids)
Molecular function (GO): RNA-DNA hybrid ribonuclease activity; nucleic acid binding
Source: RefSeq, a predicted model, not a curated record